AGUGCGGUACAGCUGAAAACCAAGACCUUUGUUCUUACACCAGUCCAAUCAUCACCAACAUUUUCAUCCACCAUUACACAAGAUUCAACAUUCUCAGUUUCUCACUGUAACACCCAAAGUGGGGAAUUCUACAAGGUGCCAAAUUCGUUGACUACUAAAACAACCACAUCAUGGCCAUUGUUGGCAACGUCCAGCCAGCUCCUCACUCACAGAUUCCCUUCGUCUCGUCUUCUUUUGAAUCAAAAGACAAAGAAUCCCCCAGCACGGCGACGAAAUAGUCGGACUCAGGCCCCUCUUUAAUAAUAUUAAUUUAAUUCCCUCCCACUUUAUUCCUAUCCACCAACGUCAACUCUCUCUCUCUCUCUCUCUCUCUCUCUCUCUCUCUCGAACCCAUGGACCGCCAGGACUCCGUCACGGCCCGCUUCACUCUCGGCAGGCAGUCCUCGCUCGCCCCCGACCCGGACGACGGCUCGGUGGUCGAGCCGGCCGACGGGGCCCUUGACCCGAGGGUCCGACUCAUGUACUUGGCCAACGAGGGCGACUUGGAAGGCAUUCAGGAGCUCCUGGACUCCGGAACCAAUGUCAAUUUCACUGACAUAGAUGGACGCACCGCUCUCCACGUCGCCGCCUGUCAGGGCCGGACCGACGUCGUUCAGUUGCUCCUCCAAAGAGGCGCCGGCGUCAACCUCCAGGACCGCUGGGGCAGUACGCCUCUUGCGGAUGCGGUGUACUACAAGAAUGAGGAUGUGAUCAAGCUUUUAGAGCAGCACGGAGCUAAACUUCCGAUGGCUCCUAUGCAUGUGGAGAAUGCACGUGAAGUCCCCGAGUAUGAGAUUGAUCCCAAGGAGCUUGAUUUUUCAGACAGCGUUGACAUAACCAAGGGAACCUACUGCAUUGCAUCUUGGCGUGGAAUUCAAGUUGCAGUUAAGACGCUUGAGGAGAAAGUAUUUGCUGAUGAAGAUAAAGUAAAUGCAUUCAGGGAUGAGCUUGCUUUACUUCAGAAGAUACGACAUCCCAAUGUUGUCCAAUUUUUGGGUGCUGUAACACAAAGCAGUCCAAUGAUGAUUGUCACGGAAUAUCUACCCAAGGGAGAUUUUCGUUUAUAUCUUAAAAGAAAAGGUGCCUUAAAGCCAACAGCAGCAGUGAAGUUUGCACUUGACAUUGCCAGGGGGAUGAAUUAUCUGCAUGAGCAUAAACCUGAAGCAAUAAUUCAUCGAGAUCUUGAGCCCUCAAAUAUAUUGCGGGAUGAUUCUGGGCAUCUGAAAGUUGCAGACUUUGGGGUGAGCAAGCUACUGAUGGUCGCAAAGACAGUUAAAGAAGACAGACCUGUGACUACUGAAGGCACUUCUUGGAGAUACGUGGCUCCUGAAGUUUACAGAAAUGAAGAAUAUGAUACCAAAGUGGAUGUUUUUUCAUUUGCCUUGAUCUUGCAAGAGAUGAUUGAAGGUUGUCUACCAUUUUCUACAAAACCAGAAAAAGAAGUACCUAAAGCAUAUGCUGCAAAUGAGCGCCCACCUUUUAGAGCACCACCAAAGCUUUAUGCACAUGGAUUAAAGGAGUUGAUUGAGGAAUGUUGGAGUCAGGACCCAUUUAGGAGACCAACAUUCAAGCAAAUAAUUAAGAGUUUGGAUAACAUUAAUGACCAGUAUGCUCGAAAAAGACACUGGAAGGUUAUGCCACUUAUGUGUCUCCAGAACCUGGAGAACAUGGUGAAGAAGGGUCGCUCUAGUCCCAGCAGCCAUUCAUCCUGCUCUACGAUGAGAUGAGUAACUAUUGCCUUCAUGCAGGAUUUCAGCUGUUUUUCCUCCUCGAUUUGAGGAAGGUUUUUCUAGCGGAGUUUGCAGAUUUUUAGUAUUUCAGUUGUUGAACUGAGCCAUUCCGAGAUGUCAAGUUUAUCUCUCUGACAUGGCCGACAGACACUGUUACACAUACUCUUGUGUGAAGAAUUCCUAGAGUUUCUCUGCAAGUGGAGAAGUUCUUUUUGUUUUUGGUAAAACCAUAUGUUGUUAUUCCAUUCUUCAGAAUGUUUCCCGAUUUUAUUGUAAACUGGGCGUGUGCUUGCAUUAGGUUGGACGCCUAUGCUUUUAUUGAAACCUGUGGUGCUGCAACAUUACAAGCUAUCUAAAAUGUCUCAAUUAUUUGAUCCAAAUUAUGCGGUUGCCAUGCAGUUCUUUACUCUCUUUC
Molecule: messenger RNA, 2184 nt
Organism: Rosa chinensis
Lineage: Eukaryota; Viridiplantae; Streptophyta; Magnoliopsida; Rosales; Rosaceae
Product: integrin-linked protein kinase 1
Exons: 12
Coding region: 393-1766 (457 amino acids)
Biological process (GO): protein phosphorylation
Molecular function (GO): protein binding; protein kinase activity; ATP binding
Source: RefSeq, a predicted model, not a curated record